Molecule: messenger RNA, 1022 nt
Organism: Aaosphaeria arxii CBS 175.79
Lineage: Eukaryota; Fungi; Ascomycota; Dothideomycetes; Pleosporales
Exons: 1
Coding region: 94-852 (252 amino acids)
Source: RefSeq, a predicted model, not a curated record
AGGGUUUCCGCGCUCGCCGCGUUGGCAUCAUCAGCGUCUGCAUUCAAUUGCACGCGGGAAUUCCUCCAAGAGACAGUGGAUAAAUAUGUGUUCAUGCAACAAGCUGGGCAUCAUUCGGACUUCGACAACCUGUCUUACAACCUCACGUAUCUGGAAAAUAAUAAGACUGCAUCAAUACUCGGACCCGGACUUCCGGCUUACCCGCAGGUCAUGGACCAUGUCCGCAACACCCUCGACGUUGGGGCCUGUCGAACAUUCACUGAGUUCAUUGUGACGAACCCAGAGCAUCCAUACGUUGUGCACACUCAAAUGAGCAUCGACGACGAGGGGAGCGUGAGCUUGAUUGACAGCAUUGUGACGGACAAAGGCGACUGGGCAUUCAACGCUACUGGCUAUCUCUACUGGAACAGUCAGGAGAAGUGGGAUCCGAUACCCGAAGACAAAAGGUUGUCGCGCGACAAGUUGAAAGCUGCCGCAGACGCGUAUGCCGAUCGCUGCAACGACGUGACGGUCCAAGUACCUUUCGGUACACCAUGUGCGCGUCUAGAGGGAGGCGCAUAUACCGGACGAGGCAAUCUAUCCGCGAAUACUUGCGACAUUGGUGGACUUCCCGAGCAUGUCCCGUUGACAAACCGCCGGUACGUGGUCGACGAAGUGACGGGAACGGUGGACAUCUUCCUUGGCUUCACGGGACUUGAUCGCACAAGGCCGACUGAGGGCACACCUGAUUCACACCUUUUCAGGAUUGAGGACGGGAAGAUUCGCUAUAUUCAUACGGUCAGCGCAUGCUUUGUCGAUGGCUGCGGGAUGAACGGUACCGGGCUGGUACCGGGCAUUGGAAGGAGAUUCUAAACCUAUGUUCUAUCAUUGAUUGCUGUGUAAAUAAUCUGUUGUCAACUAGAUAGUUACGUGUCUAGCCAGUUGUGUCUUCAGUACUACAACAUAACUAGGGUUUGCCAUUGCAAACACUUCACAAACUUGCGCAGAAGCAGCAUCGAUAUCGUUUUCGCAAUGAAUAAAUG